This is a messenger RNA of Gilbertella persicaria, 699 nucleotides long. Its product is annotated as proteasome subunit beta type-6. Gene Ontology annotation, cellular component: proteasome core complex. Gene Ontology annotation, molecular function: threonine-type endopeptidase activity. The transcript has 6 exons. NCBI's taxonomy places the organism in Eukaryota, Fungi, Mucoromycota, Mucoromycetes, Mucorales, Choanephoraceae. Bases 17 to 652 code for a protein of 211 amino acids. The record is from RefSeq and is a predicted model, not a curated record.
UUUACAUAUAUACACAAUGAGUCUGAAAAAAGGAGAAGUGAACCUUGGUACCUCUAUUAUGGCAGUUGCUUUUAAAGAUGGUGUCAUUCUUGGUGCAGAUUCGCGUACAACAACAGGUGCUUAUAUUGCCAACCGAGUCACAGACAAAUUGACUAAGGUACAUGAUACUAUUUACUGUUGUCGAUCUGGAUCUGCUGCUGAUACACAAGCAGUAGCUGAUAUUGUUCAUUAUUACCUUCAAAUGUAUACUGUCAAUGAAAAUGAAGCACCUUCUGUUCGCACAGCUUCAGCAUUAUUCCAAGAAUUAUGUUAUCAAAAUAAAGAUAACCUUUCAGCUGGUAUUAUUGUUGCUGGUUGGGAUAAGAAAGAAGGACCUGCUGUGUACAACAUUCCCCUUGGUGGUUCAUUACAUAAGCAACCCUUUGCUAUUGGUGGCUCUGGUUCAACUUAUAUCUAUGGUUACUGUGAUGCCACUUAUAGAGAUGAUAUGUCACGUGAAGAAUGCAUAGAAUUUGUCAAGCACUCUUUGGCAUUGGCUAUGUCUCGUGAUGGAUCCUCAGGUGGUGUUAUUCGUUUAGCAGUGAUCACAAAAGAUGGUGUUGAAAGACUGUUUAUUCCUGGAAAUGAAUUGCCAGUUCAUUGGCAAGGAUAAAUAAAAUAAUUUUACGUGUUUGAUAAAAUAAGUUUUCUUUCUUUAUU